AUGAGAGCACGGCUGUUGCGCGAGCUUAGCGUGCAGCAGCGGAAGAAAGAGAUUGAGGAGGAGCUCUUGGUCUUGCAGGCCAUGGAAGAGAAGAUCAGGGACACCCUCGAUGGGCUGGAGCUGGAAGAGGUUGCGCUUCGAGCUAUGAUAUCUACGCCAGAGGAGGACGAGGACAUGACCGACUACUCGUCAGACACUUGA
Molecule: messenger RNA, 201 nt
Organism: Salpingoeca rosetta
Lineage: Eukaryota; Choanoflagellata; Craspedida; Salpingoecidae
Exons: 3
Coding region: 1-201 (66 amino acids)
Biological process (GO): transcription by RNA polymerase II; transcription initiation at RNA polymerase III promoter
Cellular component (GO): nucleus
Source: RefSeq, a predicted model, not a curated record